Molecule: messenger RNA, 1420 nt
Organism: Myzus persicae (green peach aphid)
Lineage: Eukaryota; Metazoa; Arthropoda; Insecta; Hemiptera; Aphididae
Gene: RpL3
Product: 60S ribosomal protein L3
Exons: 8
Coding region: 142-1368 (408 amino acids)
Biological process (GO): translation; ribosomal large subunit assembly
Cellular component (GO): ribosome; cytosolic large ribosomal subunit
Molecular function (GO): structural constituent of ribosome; RNA binding
Source: RefSeq, a predicted model, not a curated record
GGGUACUGGGUAGUGUUGCUCAAUCGUUCAUUUCUUUUGGAAUCGUCGUUCGUCUCAGUCCGGUGGUAGUCGCGUCUUCCGCACUUCCACUUGUCGUCAAGUCUUUUUUUUCAUCCUCUUCGAUCUUCUGAAUCGUCGAUCAUGUCUCAUCGUAAAUUUAGUGCUCCUCGGCAUGGUUCUAUGGGUUUCUACCCGAAGAAGCGCGCACGUCGUCACCGUGGUAGAGUAAAGUCCUUCCCCAAGGAUGAUCCCAGCAAGCCAAUCCAUUUAACUGCUUUCAUUGCAUACAAAGCUGGUAUGACUCACGUUGUUCGUGAAGCUGACCGUCCAGGAUCAAAACUCAACAAGAAGGAAAUUGUGGAGCCUGUUACCAUUCUGGAAGCACCUCCCAUGAUCAUUGUUGGUGUUGUAGGUUACGUUGAAACUCCAUAUGGUCUUAAGCCUUUGAAGACAGUGUUUGCUGAACAUUUGUCUGAAGAUUGCCGUCGUCGUUUCUACAAGAACUGGUACAAAUCAAAGAAGAAGGCUUUUGUGAAGUACUCCAGGAAGUGGCAAGAUGAAAAUGGCAAAAGACAGAUUGCCAAAGACCUUGGUAAAAUUGCCAAAUACUCGAAAGUCAUCCGUGUUGUUGCUCACACACAGAUGAAAUUUUUGAAGAAACGUCAAAAGAAAGCUCAUAUUAUGGAAAUCCAAGUUAAUGGAGGUACUGUUGCUGAAAAGGUACAGUGGGCUAAGGAGCAUUUCGAAAAGCCAGUACCUGUGUCUCAUGUAUUUGCUCCUGAUGAGAUGAUUGAUUGUAUUGGUGUCACUAAGGGACGUGGAUACAAAGGUGUUACAUCCCGUUGGCAUACAAAGAAAUUGCCCCGUAAGACACACAAAGGUCUUCGUAAGGUUGCUUGUAUCGGAGCAUGGCAUCCUAGUCGUGUUCAGUUCACUGUUGCUCGUGCUGGUCAAAAAGGUUACCAUCACCGUACUGAAAUCAAUAAGAAGAUAUACCGUAUUGGACUUGGAAUUCAUACCAAGGACGGAAAGGUUAUCAAAAACAAUGCAUCAACUGAGUACGAUCUGACUGAGAAGACCAUCACCCCCAUGGGAGGUUUUCCUCAUUAUGGUGAAGUUAAUAAUGAUUUCUUAAUGAUCAAGGGCUGUUGUGUUGGGCCUAAGAAGCGUGUUAUUACUCUUCGUAAAUCUUUGUUGGUACACACAAAACGUGCUGCUUUGGAAAGUAUCAAUUUGAAAUUCAUCGAUACCUCCUCCAAAUUUGGUCAUGGACGUUUCCAGACUGUUGCCGACAAGGCAGCUUUCAUGGGUCCAUUGAAAAAGGACAGGAUUCGAGAAGAAGAAAAAGCUACAGCGGCUGCAAAAUAAUUGUACAAUUUCAUUAUGUGACAAUUUAUAAUAAAAACCAAAAAAAUCAAAA